AUGUCCGUCUUUCUGGCUGGAACAACCAGCAAAGUCGACGCGACCGACUGGCGCGAGGCAUUAUGUGCUUCUCUCUCCGAUACACCGAUUACCAUCUACAACCCAUAUCGCGCUGAUUGGGAUAGCUCGUGGCGUGAGGAUAUCCAUUUCGCCCCCUACCGCCAGCAAGUGGAGUGGGAGCUGGAGAAACAGGACAAGACCGACGUGGUUGUUAUCUAUUUCCACCCUGCAACUCAAGCGCCCAUCAGUCUGUUAGAGCUAGGGAUUUGCGCAAGGGUGCCGGGAAAAGCAAUCGUCGUUUGCCCUGAGGGAUACUGGAAGAGGGGCAAUGUGCAGAUUGUGUGCUCAGAGCGGCAAUAG
This is a messenger RNA of Aspergillus terreus NIH2624, 360 nucleotides long. RefSeq names its product nucleoside 2-deoxyribosyltransferase domain-containing protein. The record is from RefSeq and is a predicted model, not a curated record. Lineage: Eukaryota; Fungi; Ascomycota; Eurotiomycetes; Eurotiales; Aspergillaceae. The coding region runs from base 1 to 360 and encodes 119 amino acids. The transcript has 2 exons.